GCCACAGAACCCGGAAGUAGCGUUCAGAUACAAAUGUAUUGCUGAUCGAGUGCCAGCGGCCUUCUGAUCACCUGUCUGUCUGCAGUUCAUAUUCAGCAACAAUGCGAGUCCCACACGUGUCAAGCUCUCCACGCAUCCAGGCGGUGUUGACCAGCUCAUACUCGGGUCUAGAGGGCUUCAAAGCUCACGCUGUCUUCCAGGAGAUCAGUAAAAAGCUGCAUGAGGAUGGAGAGCAGUUUGUGAAGAAGAUCGGAGGUGUGUUUGCCUUCAAGGUGAAAGACGGGCCGGGAGGAAAGGAAGCCAUCUGGAUCGUUGAUGUUAAGAACGGAAAAGGCUCUGUUCACAAUGAUGCCGAAAAGAAAGCAGACUGCACCAUUGCCAUGGCCGACUCGGACCUGCUGGACCUCAUGACUGGAAAGAUGAAUCCACAGACCGCGUUCUUCCAGGGCAAACUGAAGAUCACCGGAAACAUGGGCAUGGCAAUGAAGCUUCAAAACCUGCAGCUGCAGCCGGGCAAAGCCAAGCUGUGAGAGGCGGGGCCUCGAGUAGCCCCUCCCACCGAGUUCACUCUGUUAGAGUAGCUAGCUGCAGGAGUCAGACACCAAAUAAGUUUCUGUGCUGUAGUUUGAGCCUCUUUCUAGCAAGGUAAAGUGAUAGUUCACCCAAAAAUAAACAUUUGGUCAUCGUUUACAUCGUUUUCCAUAAUGUAAACCAUUCGACUAUUCUUAGUCUUUUUCUGAAGAUAAACUUCAAAUGUUAUGAGCGUGGGUUUGUGAGUGAAUAAUGCCAGAAAUCCCAUUUUUGGGUGAAUUAUUUAAAUGAAUCACAGGAGUCUGAUAGACGGUUACAAAAAUACUAUAUUAAUAAUGUUCUCGAUUCCCCCUCCCCCCCUUUGAUUGGCACCAAUAACUGUUUAAAUUGUAUGUGUGUGGAUUGAUUGUUUGCUCUGAAGGGGUUUAUUGGAAGUGAAGCCUGCGAACUAUAAACUUACACACUGGGCUCUGAUGGACAGACGUGUUGUUAAAAUGUACGACAGCAUUGCGAUUCUUUCUCUUUCGUCUUUAUAGUUAUUCUAGGUUAUUAGGAGCAGGUUUACAAUGCUGCUUUGUUAAAACAGACACCAAUUAAUAAAAAUAUAUCCAUCAGAGCGGUGUAUGGAUAUAUUUGACAGUAUCUCACAGUAUAAUUGUAGCAUCAUGUCAAUGUUUUUUUGAGUGUUUCCCCAUCAGAUGCUAAAAUACU
Messenger RNA from Sinocyclocheilus anshuiensis, 1242 nucleotides. RefSeq names its product non-specific lipid-transfer protein-like. Bases 102 to 530 code for a protein of 142 amino acids. The record is from RefSeq and is a predicted model, not a curated record. Lineage: Eukaryota; Metazoa; Chordata; Actinopteri; Cypriniformes; Cyprinidae. Gene Ontology annotation, cellular component: cytosol. The transcript has 5 exons.